AUGUCCAUGGCCCCCCCACUGACGAUGCCGGUGACCCUGGAGCUGCGGCUGCUGCUUCUGGCGCUGGCGCUGCGGGGGGGGGCGGGUACCCCCCCGGUGUCCCCUCCGAUGUCCCCCCCGGUGCCCCCCCCCGAGGCCCCUCCCGAGGCCCCCCCCGAGUCGUGCGCGGCGGCGCUGGCGGCUGUGCUGGCGCGGCUGCGGGAGCUCGAGGGACACGUGCGGGCACUGAGGGGACACUGUGGGGACACGGGGGGGCCCCAGGCCGGGACAGGCCGGUCGGUUCAGCUCUGUGCCCCCCCCGCCGGGGGAAGCUGCGCCUGCCCCGCCCCCACGGCCGAGGCCCCGCCCCCUGCCCCGCCCCCCCCGUGCCCGCGGGGCUGCAACGACCAGGGCCGGUGCGAUCGGGGCCGGUGCCGCUGCUUCCCGGGCUUCAGCGGCCCCGACUGCGGCACCCCCGCCUGUGCCCCCGGCUGGGGGGGCGUCCACUGCGACAUCGAGGUGCCCGCAGUGACACCACGGUUGGCCACCCGCACCUCGACAUCCCUGCGUGUCACCUGGCCCCGGCCCUCCCCACCUCCCGACGGCUACCGGGUGACACUUGUUCCCCUGGAUGACCCCAUGGCCAUGACAACACAUGAGCUGCCCGGCUCUGCUGUGGCCUUCUCGGUGACAGGGCUGUCCCCAGGCCGCCCCUUCGAGCUGCUGGUCCAGGCCCGGCGGGGGCCUCACCUGGGAGCAGCAGGAGUGUUGCGCCUGCGCACAGCACUUGUCCUGGCUGUGCCCCCCCACGAGGGGUCCCCAGGGUCCCCUCAGGGUUCCCUGGGGUCUCCAGCAGUGGCACCAUCAGCCCAAGGGUCCCCAGGGUCACUGGGGUCCCCAGGGUCACCAGCAUCGCCUGCAUCACCAGAUGUGUCCUUGGGUUCACAUGGGUCUUUGGGGUCACCAGCAUCCCCCUGGGUUCCGGCGUCCCCCGUAGGUCGAGGGUCCCUGGGAUCCCCGGCGCCCCCAAGGUCACCAGUGUCACCAGAAUCACCAGUGUCACCAGAAUCUCCAGGGUCACUAGUGUCUCCAGAAUUCCCAAGGUCCCCAGUGUCACCAGAUUUCCCAGUGUGGCCAGCAUCCCCAGAACCCCCGAACUUCCCAGAGUCACCAGUGACCCCAGUGUCCCCAAGGUCACCUCCAACCCCACAGUCCCUGGGGUCUCCAGUGCCCCCAAAGUCCCCAUUAUCUUCAGAGUUCCCAGAAUCCCCGUGGUCCCAGCUGUCCCCAUGGUCCCCGCUGUCCCCGGGUAUCCCCUCCCUGCAGGAACUGGUGGCUCGGCUGUCCCCGUACAGUGGGUCCCUGCUCCAGCGCCUUGAAAGCCACCUCUGGGCCACCAAUUUCCCACUCCGGGGCAACCAGACAGUGCCGGCAGUGGCCCGUGCCAUCCUGGAAUAUGUCCUGCGCCGGCACGUGGCCCUGGGGAAGGGACAGGGACCCCCCUCCAAACCCCGAGGGGAUGGAACACUCCUGGGGACCACAGGGGAGGGUGGGAAUCAGGAGCUGGUGCUGCAAUGGGGGGACAUGGAUGGGACAGAGCUGAUGGAACCAUGGAGGGACGUGGAGAAAACAGUUGCAACCAAGGCAGAAGAGCCACCCCCAUCCAAGCCAGUCCUGGGUGACCUCACCGUCAUCAGUGUCACCCCCAGCUCCGUGGGGCUGCAGUGGAGCAUCCCCGAGGGCCCCUUCGACUCCUUCAAGCUGCAGUACCGGGAUGCCCAGGGCCAGCCCCAGGCCCUGCCCAUUGAUGGUGGGUCCCGGUCGGUGACAGUGUCGGGGCUGUCCCCGUCCCGCCGGUACCGCUUCCACCUCUACGGGCUGCGGGGCGGGAAGAGGAUCGACCACGUCUCCAUUGAUUUCGCCACAGGGUGGAAGAGGCCUGGUUGGAUGGAUGCAUGGGUGGAUGGAGCUGACCCAGAUGAUCUGCCCCCACCCUUGGUGGACCCCCCAGCUGAGACCCCCUCAACUGAGGCACCCCCAGCUGAGGACCACCAACCUGACAGCUCCCAAACUGAGGCUCCCCCGGCACGGGCGGUGCUGGGGGAGCUGAGGGUCUCCAGUGUCACUCCCAGCUCUGUGGGGCUGCAGUGGAGCGUCCCCGAGGGCUCCUUUGACUCCUUCAAGCUGCAGUACCGGGAUGCCCAGGGCCAGCCCCAGACCCUGCCCAUCGAUGGCGGGUCCCGCUCGGUGACAGUGUCGGGGCUGUCCCCGUCCCACCGGUACCGCUUCCACCUCUACGGGCUGCGGGGCGGGAAGAGGAUCGACCAUGUCUCCAUUGAUGUCAUCACAGCUCCCCCAUCUGAGGCCCCCCCAGCACGGGCAGUGCUGGGGAAGCUGAGGGUCUCCAGUGUCACCCCCAGCUCUGUGGGGCUGCAGUGGAGCGUCCCCGAGGGCCCCUUCGACUCCUUCACACUGCAGUACCGGGAUGCCCAGGGCCAGCCCCAGGCCCUGCCCAUUGAUGCCGGGUCCCGCUCAGUGACAGUGUCGGGGCUGUCCCCAUCCCGCCGGUACCGCUUCCACCUCUACGGACUGCGGGGCGGGAAGAGGAUCGAUCGUGUCUCCAUUGAUGUCGCCACAGGCACGACUGAACCAGAGGAGCCGCUUCUGGCACAACUGCCCUCAGAGGAGCCCCAACCUGAGCACCCUCAAACUGAGCCUCCCCCAUCUGAGGCCCCCUCAAUGCGGGCGGUGCUGGGGGAGCUGAGGGUCUCCAGUGUCACCCCCAGCUCUGUGGGGCUGCAAUGGAGCAUCCCCGAGGGCCCCUUUGACUCCUUCACGCUGCAGUACCGGGAUGCCCAGGGCCAGCCCCAGGCCCUGUCCAUCGAUGGCGGGUCCCGCUCGGUGACAGUGCCGGGGCUGUCCCCAUCCCACCGGUACCGCUUCCACCUCUACGGGCUGCGGGGUGGGAAGAGGAUCGACCGUGUCUCCAUUGAUGUCACCACAGCCACAGUUGAGCAAGACGAGAUGCUCCUGCCCUCAGAGGAGCCCCAACCUGAGCAUCCCCAAACUGAGUCUCCCCCAUCUGAGGUCCCCCCGAAACGGACAGUACUGGGGGAGCUGAGGGUCUCCAGCAUCACCCCCAGCUCCGUGGGGCUGCAGUGGAGCAUCCCCGAGGGCCCCUUUGACUCCUUCAUGCUGCAGUACCGAGAUGCCCAGGGCCAGCCCCAGGCCCUGUCCAUUGAUAGCAGGUCCCAGUCGGUGACAGUGCCGGGGCUGUCCCCAUCCCGCCGGUACCGCUUCCACCUCUAUGGGCUGCGGGGCGGGAAGAAGAUCGACCACAUCUCCACUGAUGUCAUCACAGCCACAGCUGAGCAAGAGAAGCCACCACCAUCCCCAGAGGAGCCCACACCUGAACACCCCCAAACUGAGCCUCCCCCAUCUGAGGCCUCACUGACACGGGCGGUGCUGGGAGAGCUGAGGGUCUCCAGUGUCACCCCCAGCUCUGUGGGGCUGCAAUGGAGCAUCCCCGAGGGCCCCUUUGACUCCUUCACGCUGCAGUACCGGGAUGCCCAGGGCCAGCCCCAGACCCUGCCCAUCGAUGGCGGGUCCUGCUCAGUGACGGUGCCGGGGCUGUCCCCAUCCCGCCGGUACCGCUUCCACCUCUACGGGCUGCGGGGCGGGAAGAGGAUCGAUCGUGUCUCCAUUGACAUCACCACAGCCGCAGCUGAGCCAGAGGAGUCACUCCCACCCUCAGAGGAGCCUCAGCCUGACCAUCCCCAAACUGAGCCUAGCCCAUCUGAGGCCCCCCUGGUGCUGGCGGUGCUGGGGGAGCUGAGGGUCUCCAGUGUCACCCCCAGCUCCGUGGGGCUGCAGUGGAGCGUCCCCGAGGGCCCCUUUGACUCCUUCACGCUGCAGUACCGGGAUGCCCAGGGCCAGCCUCGGGCCCUGCCCAUCGAUGGCGGGUCCCGCUCGGUGACGGUGCCGGGGCUGUCCCCGUCCCACCGGUACCGCUUCCACCUCUACGGGCUGCGGGGCGGGAAGAGGAUCGACCGCGUCUCCACUGACGUCAUCACAGGAGCCGCUCCUGCCCCCAAGGCCCCCCCAGCGCGGGUGGUGCUGGGGGAGCUGAGGGUCUCCAGUGUCACCCCCAGCUCUGUGGGGUUGCAGUGGAGCGUCCCCCAGGGCCCCUUUGACUCCUUCACGCUGCAGUACCGGGAUGCCCAGGGCCAGCCCCAGGCCCUGCCCAUUGAUGGCGGGUCCCGCUCAGUGACGGUGCCGGGGCUGUCCCCGUCCCGCCGGUACCGCUUCCACCUCUACGGGCUGCGGGGCGGGAAGAGGAUCGACCGAGUCUCCAUUGACAUCACCACAGCUCCCCCAUCUGAGGUCCCCCAGGCGCGGGCAGUGCUGGGGGAGCUGAGGGUCUCCAGCGUCACUCCCAGCUCUGUGGGGCUGCAGUGGAGUGUCCCCGAGGGCCCCUUUGACUCCUUCAAGCUGCAGUACCGGGAUGCCCAGGGCCAGCCCCAGGCCCUGCCCAUCGAUGGUGGAUCCCGCUCGGUGACGGUGCCAGGGCUGUCCCCGUCCCACCGGUACCGCUUCCAUCUCUGUGGACUGCGGGAUGGGAAGAGGAUCGACCACGUCUCCACUGAGGCCACCACAGCUGCACCUCCCUCAUCUGAGGCCCCUCUGGCGCGGGCGGUGCUCGGGGAGCUGAGGGUCUCCAGUGUCACCCCCAGCUCCGUGGGGCUGCAGUGGAGCGUCCCCAAGGACCCCUUUGACUCCUUCACACUGCAUUACCGGGAUGCCCAGGACCAGCCCCAGACCCUGCCCAUUGAUGGCGGGUCCCGCUCGGUGACGGUGCCAGGGUUGUCCCCAUCCAACUGGUACCGCUUCCACCUCUACGGGCUGCGGGGCGGGAAGAGGAUCGAUCGUGUCUCCAUUGACAUUACCACAGACACAGCUGAGCAAGAGGAGCCACUCUCGCCCUCAGAGGAGCCCCAGCCUGACUACCCUCAAACUGAACCUCCCCCUUCUGAGGCCCCUCUGGCGCGGGCGGUGCUCGGGGAGCUGAGGGUCUCCAGCGUCACUCCCAGCUCCGUGGGGCUGCAGUGGAGUGUCCCCGAGGGCCCCUUUGACUCCUUCAAGCUGCAGUACCGGGAUGCCCAGGGCCAGCCCCAGGCCUUGCCCAUCGAUGGUGGAUCCCGCUCGGUGACGGUGCCAGGGCUGUCCCCGUCCCGCCGGUACCGCUUCCAUCUCUACGGGCUGCGGGGCGGGAAGAGGAUCGACCAUGUCUCCACUGAGGCUGUCACAGCCUCACCCUCGGAGGCUCCCCCAACUGAGGACUCCCCAGCUGAGGGCCACGAACAUGAACACCAACAAACUGAGGCCCUCCCAGCACGAGCAGUGCUCGGGGAGCUGAGGGUCUCCAGUGUCACCCCCAGCUCCGUUGGGCUGCAGUGGAGCGUCACCAAGGGCCCCUUUGACUCCUUCACGCUGCAGUACCGGGAUGCCUGGGGCCAGCCCCAGGCCCUGCCUAUCGAUGGCAGGUCCCGCUCGGUGACGGUGCCAGGGCUGUCCCCGUCCCACCAGUACCGCUUCCACCUCUACGGGCUACGGGGUGGGAAGAGGAUCGACCAUGUCUCCACUGAGGCUGUCACAGCACCAGCCUUACCCUCGGAGGCUCCCGCAACUGAGGACUCCCCAGCUGAGGACCACGAACAUGAACACCAACACACUGAGGUCCCCCCAGCACGAACAGUGCUGGGGGAGCUGAGGGUCUCCAGUGUCACCCCCAACUCCGUGGGGCUGCAGUGGAGCGUCCCUGAGGGCCCCUUUGACUCCUUCACGCUGCAGUACCGGGAUGCCCAGGGCCAGCCUCAGGCCCUGCCCAUUGAUGGCGGGUCCCGCUCGGUGACGGUACCAGGGCUGUCCCCAUCCCGCCGGUACCGCUUCCACCUCUAUGGGCUGUGGGGCGGGAAGAGGAUCGACCGCGUCUCCACUGAUGUCGUCACAGUAGCAACCGAACCAGAGGAGCCGCUUCUGCCCUCAGAGGAGCCCCAACCUGAUCACCCCCAAACUGAGCCUCCCCCAUCUGAGGCCCUACUGGCACGGGCAGUGCUGGGGGAGCUGAGGGUCUCCAGCGUCACUCCCAGCUCCAUUGGGCUGCAGUGGAGUGUCCUUGAGGGCCCCUUUGACUCCUUCACACUGCAGUACCGAGAUGCCCAGGGCCAGCCCCAGGCCCUGCCCAUCGAUGGCGGGUCCCGCUCGGUGACGGUGCCAGGGCUGUCCCCGUCCCGCCGGUACCGCUUCCACCUCUACGGGCUGCGGGGCGGGAAGAGGAUCGACCACGUCUCCACUGAGGCUGUCACAGCCUCACCCUCGGAGGCUCCCGCAACUGAGGACUCCCCAGCUGAGGACCACGAACAUGAACACCUACAAACUGAGGUCCCCCCGGUGCGGGCAGUGCUGGGGGAGCUGAGGGUCUCCAGUGUCACCCCUAGCUCUGUGGAGCUGCAUUGGAGUGUCCUUGAGGGCCCCUUUGACUCCUUCACGCUGCAGUACCGGGAUGCCCAGGGCCAGCCUCAGGCCCUGCCCAUUGAUGGCGGGUCCCGCUCGGUGACGGUGCCGGGGCUGUCCCCGUCCCACCGGUACCGCUUCCACCUCUACGGGCUGCGGGGUGGGAAGAGGAUCGAUCGCGUCUCCACUGAGGCUGUCACAGCAUCAGCCUCACCCUCAGAGGCUCCCGCAACUGAGGACUCCCCAGCUGAGGGCCACGAACAUGAACACCAACACACUGAGGUCCCCCCAGCACGAACAGUGCUGGGGGAGCUGAGGGUCUCCAGCGUCACCGCCAGCUCCGUGGGGCUGCAGUGGAGCGUCCCCGAGGGCCCCUUUGACUCCUUCAAGCUGCAGUACCGGGAUGCCCAGGGCCAGCCCCAGGCCUUGCCCAUUGAUGGCGGGUCCCGCUCGGUGACGGUGCCAGGGCUGUCCCCGUCCCACCGGUACCGCUUCCACCUCUACGGGCUGCGGGGUGGGAAGAGGAUCGACCGCGUCUCCACUGACGUCGUCACAGCUGCAGCCGAGCCAGAGGAACCUCUCCUGCCCUCAGAGGAGCCCCAACCCGAGCACUCCCAAACUGAACCUCCCCCAUCUGAGGCCCCCCUGGCACCGGUGGUGCUGGGGGAGCUGAGGGUCUCCAGUGUCACCCCCAGCUCUGUGGGGCUGCAGUGGAGCAUCCCUGACGGUCCCUUUGACUCUUUCAUGCUGCAGUACCGGGAUGCCCAGGGCCAGCCCCAGGCCCUGCCCAUCGAUGGCAGGUCCCACUCGGUGACGGUGCCAGGGCUGUACCCAUCCCGCCGGUACCGCUUCCACCUCUACGGGCUGCGGGGCGGGAAGAGGAUCGACCAUGUCUCCACUGAGGCUGUCACAGCUGAGCAAGAGGAGCCACUUCUGCCCUCAGAGGAGCCCCGACCUGAGCACCCCCAAACUGAGCCUCCCUCAUCUGAGGCCCCCCCAGCACGAGCACUGCUGGGGGAGCUGAGGGUCUCCAGUGUCACCCCCAGCUCUGUGGGGCUGCAGUGGAGCGUCCCCGAGGGCCCCUUUGACUCCUUCACGCUGCAGUACCGGGAUGCCCAGGGCCAGCCCCAGGCCCUGUCCAUCGAUGGCGGGUCCCGCUCGGUGACAGUGCCGGGGCUGUCCCCGUCCCGCCGGUACCGCUUCCACCUCUACGGGCUGCAGGGCAGGAAGAGGAUCGAUCACGUCUCCACUGAGGCUGUCACAGAGGACCAUGAACACGAGCACCAACAAACUGAGGACCCCCCAGCACGGGCAGUGCUGGGGGAGCUGAAGGUCUCCAGCAUCACCCCCAGCUCCGUGGGGCUGCAGUGGAGCGUCCCCGAGGGCCCCUUUGACUCCUUCAUGCUGCAGUACCGGGAUGCCCAGGGCCAGGCCCAGGCCCUGCCCAUCGAUGGCGGGUCCCGCUCGGUGACGGUGCCAGGGCUGUCCCCGUCCCACCGGUACCGUUUCCACCUUUACGGGCUGCGGGGCGGGAAGAGGAUCGACCACGUCUCCACUGAGGCUGUCACAAGUGAGGGGGAAGGUCAGAGGGCUCCCCCAUCUGAGCCCCCCACAGGACGGGCAGUGCUGGGGGAGCUGAGGGUCUCCAGCGUCACCCCCAGCUCUGUGGGGCUGCAGUGGAGCGUCCCCGAGGGCCCCUUUGACUCCUUCACGCUGCAGUACCGGGAUGCCCAGGGCCAGCCCCAGGCCCUGUCCAUCGAUGGCGGGUCCCGCUCGGUGACGGUGCCGGGGCUGUCCCCGUCCCACCGGUACCGCUUCCACCUCUACGGGCUGCGGGGCGGGAAGAGGAUCGACCGUGUCUCCACUGACGUCGCCACAGGUGCCCCAGGGACACUCUGGGUGGGCUCCGUGUGGCCUCGCAGUGCCCAACUGCACUGGGACCCCCCUCUCAUCCCCCUCGAUGACUACGAGCUGGUGUACGGCCCCCCUGGGGGGCCCCAGCAGACCCUGCAGUUGCCUCCUGAGGCCACGUCGCAGCAGCUGUGGGGGCUUGAGCCGGCGGGACAUUAUGGGGUGCAGCUGUGGGGCCGGAGGGGGGGGGCCCAAACCGCUCCCCUCGAGGCCACCUUUGACACCCGUGAGUGAGGGCAUGGGGGGAUGGGGAGGCUCCCUGGGGGGGGGAACCCCCCGUGCCCCCCAGCCCCUCUCCCUCACCCCCACCCCCGGGACUGUGCCGAGGAGCAGCGGAAUGGGCCGGGCCCGUCGCGGGAGACCCUCGUGUUCCUCGGAGGGGACCCGGCCCGGCCCCUCAGGGUCUUCUGUGACAUGGAGACAGAUGGUGGCGGCUGGCUGGUGUUCCAGCGCCGCCAGGAUGGGGGCACCGAUUUCUGGCGGGGGUGGGAGUCGUACGCCCGCGGCUUCGGCAACAUCAGCGGCGAGUUCUGGCUCGGGAACGAAGCGCUGCACGCGCUGACGGCCGGGACCCCCACGGAGCUGCGCGUGGACCUGCGGACCUCUCACGACUCCGCCUUCGCGCACUAUCGCGACUUCGCCGUCGGCGGCGCCGAGGAGCGAUAUCGGCUCCGAGUCGGGACCUUCAGCGGCACCGCCGGGGAUGCCCUCUCCUACCACUCGGGCAGCCCCUUCUCGACACGGGACCGGGACCCCCGGGACCCUCGGGGCCCCCGAGAGCCCCCGGGGCACCCCCGGCCUCCCCACUGUGCUGUGGCCUAUGGAGGGGCCUGGUGGUACCGGAACUGCCACUAUGCCAACCUGAACGGGCGCUACGGGGCCACCCGGGACCACCAGGGCAUCCACUGGUUCCCCUGGAAAGGCUUCAACGUCUCCAUCCCCUUCACCGAGAUGAAGCUGCGGCCGCAGCGUGACUGAGGGGGCUGGGGGGGGCCCCCUGGGUGUGGGGGGAGUUUAGGGGGGCAAGGGGGCCUCCCUGGGUGCUGGGGGGUCCCAGGCAUCUGGGGGCCCCCAGGUGGGACUUGGGGAGAGGGUGGGGGGUCAAGGGUGAAACUUUCAUUGGGGGUUAAUAAAAGCUGACGGUGACACCCCUGUCCCACGGUGAUCCCGACAUCUGGGGUGAGCAGAGGUCAGGCUGGGAGUGGGGGCAGGGGGACCUAGAGGUUCAGGUAGGGGUUCUGGUCUCUCUCUCCAUUGAAAUGCU
Molecule: messenger RNA, 9667 nt
Organism: Chiroxiphia lanceolata (lance-tailed manakin)
Lineage: Eukaryota; Metazoa; Chordata; Aves; Passeriformes; Pipridae
Product: tenascin-X-like
Exons: 37
Molecular function (GO): protein binding
Source: RefSeq, a predicted model, not a curated record